AUGCUCUCGUGCCCGAUCUGCCUCGAGCCCGCGACGGCCGCGUGGACGUCGCCGUGCGGCCACGCCUACUGCUACGCGUGCAUUGCCGAGUGGGUCCGGCGGCGCCAGCACACGUGCCCGAUCUGCCGCGCCCGCCUGCCACCGUCCACGCUGUCGCCACCACCGCGCCCGGCGUUGUUUGCCUUGACGUGGGUCAAUCCGACGGGCGUGCGCCAGCCAGCGUUCGUCGCACUCCACCUUGCGCUGGCCUGCUUGGCCAUGGUCUUCUUCCACACACUGCGCCCGGCGACCGCGCCGACGACGCUCGUCCUCGACGGACUGCUGCUCACGACAAGCUUGAGCACGAUGGGCCAGAUCCUUUUGUACCUUGUGUGCAACGUCUCGCGCGAGUGGGGCGCGCUCCAGCACAAGCUCGAGCUCCGGCAGUCGGCCGCGACACGCGGCGUCUAG
Molecule: messenger RNA, 450 nt
Organism: Saprolegnia parasitica CBS 223.65
Lineage: Eukaryota; Oomycota; Saprolegniomycetes; Saprolegniales; Saprolegniaceae
Exons: 2
Coding region: 1-450 (149 amino acids)
Biological process (GO): protein autoubiquitination
Molecular function (GO): metal ion binding; ubiquitin-protein transferase activity
Source: RefSeq, a predicted model, not a curated record